GGAUUUAGUUGUUGUAUGUAAUUUGGAUGCUUUUGCUGUUUUUGAUUCAUUUCGCUUUUAAAACGCCAAAGUAUAUGUUGUCGUUCAUUCGCUCGUUCGGUCGGUUGCGUCUUAUUUGCUUUUGGCUUGGAUUACAAUAUAAUAUAUUUUUUUUUGUUGUGCUGCGCAUCAGACAAAUUUAAAUUAUAAAAAACAUUUUUAUUUAACAAGUGAAAAAUAAAAAAAGUAAAUAAUUUUGAAUUUCAUUCAACUAAGUUGCAUAUCAUUCAAAUGAAGAAAUUUUCUCUAAAUUAUUUUGCCUGAAAAAUCAAUUGUUAUAGAGAAUAAAUGAGAUUUAAGUGAAAAUACAAAGGAAAAAAAAACGUAUCUACGGGUGGAGCCGCCGACGCUACACUAAAUGUGUGUUUUAUUUAAAUUCAACAAUAAAAAGAGAAAAAAUCUAAUUGAUAAUAAUAAAAAAAUUGUUUUAAUUUUACUUGAGAAUUAAAUAGCAACAGAAUUUACGUCUAGUUUUAUUUUAAAGAAAACUAAAAAAAAUACAGUGCGGAAGUUGUUGUUGUUGUGUUGUUAUCACAUACUACAUACAACUAAAAUUUAAACUAAAACAAUAGAAAAUAAAAACUAAUUACGUUUUUUUAAUAAUAUGACAUUCAAUUAUUAAAGAAAUAAAUACAUAAAUACUCAAUUAAAUUCAUUGAUUGUAUAUCUUAUUUGAACAAAAUCAACAACAACAUCAUCAUCAAUUAGUGUUUGACAUUUAUUGCCUUCAACAUGGAUAUAAAAUUUGUAAAUGUGCUCAUUUUGGGCUUCGGUUUCAUGUUUGUUUUUACCUCUUUCCAAACAAUGGGCAAUAUAGAGAAAACCUUAUUAGUAAGUAUCAAUAAAGAUGAUCCCAGUUUUAAAGGAGAUGGCUAUAUCAGUUUGGCCGUGAUUUAUGCCUCCUUUGCAUUAUGCAAUUGGUUUGCACCGUCAUUUAUAGCAUUCACCGGGCCACGUACAGCCAUGCUAGUGGGAGCAUUAACAUAUACAUUCUUUAUGGUAACAUUUUUGUUUCCCACAACUUGGCUGCUGUAUGUUUCGAGUGCUUUAUUGGGUGCAGGGGCCGCUAUUACUUGGACUGGUCAGGGCACAUUUUUGGCACGCUGUAGUGAUUCAGGCAAUAUAUCACGUAAUUCAGGCAUUUUUUGGGCUUUGCUUCAGUGCAGCAUGUUUUUCGGCAAUCUAUUUGUUUAUUAUCAAUUUCAAAAUAAGGAUCACAUUGACGAACAAACUCGUAGUUUAGUUAUUGGUGUUUUAAUAGCCGUGGCUGUUUUGGGUGUAAUAUUUUUGGCAACUCUCCGUUCGGUGCCGGAUAAUUCACAUAUGGACACAGAGUUGCAACAUCCACAAUCACCAUAUGAUCGCUCAAAGGUAGCUUUAGUUUCGGCUGGUAAAUUGUUUUUAACACGGGAUAUGCUGAUGUUGAGUAUGGCGUUUUUGUAUACAGGUUUUGAACUAUCAUUCUUUAGCGGAGUCUACGGACCUUCUAUCGGUUUUACUCAAAAAAUAUCGGAUACACCCAAAGAAAUUAUGGGAUUAGCUGGUAUUUGUAUAGGUGUAGGCGAAGUUUUCGGAGGCAGUCUUUUUGGUAUUUUGGCCUCGAAAACAACACGUUUUGGACGUGAUCCUAUCGUCAUAGUCGGCUAUGUUAUCCAUAUGAUAGCUUUUCUCUUAAUUUUCUUAAAUUUACCGGAUGCUGCUCCUUUCAAUGACACCGAUGAUAUGUCUUACUUUGAUCCACCCCAAGUAUGGAUUGCUUUAGUGUGUGCCUUGAUGCUGGGUUUCGGUGAUGCCUGUUUUAAUACACAAAUCUAUUCAAUGUUAGGUGGAGUAUUUGUUAAGAAUUCAGUGGGAGCAUUUGCUUUGUUUAAAUUUACUCAGUCAGUGGCUGCUGCCAUAAGCUUCUUUUAUUCUUCACAUUUGGGUUUAAGAGCACAAUUGGGUAUAUUGGUAGUGACUGGCACUAUAGGCGCUGCCUGCUUUUGUAUUGUUGAAUGGCGUGCCAAGAGACGGGCUCGCGAAGAGUCUCAAGAUGUUUCAGAAGUAUCUGAAUCAAUUUCCGAUUAUCAUAAAUAAAUCAAAAUCUUUGACUUACUAUUAU
Lucilia cuprina (Australian sheep blowfly) is the source of this 2140-nucleotide messenger RNA. RefSeq names its product UNC93-like protein MFSD11. Bases 772 to 2115 code for a protein of 447 amino acids. NCBI's taxonomy places the organism in Eukaryota, Metazoa, Arthropoda, Insecta, Diptera, Calliphoridae. The record is from RefSeq and is a predicted model, not a curated record. The transcript has 5 exons.